AUGCCCUUCAUCACCUUCUCCGACGUGGCGGUCUUCGAGUUCGACGUCAUCUUGCUCUUCGCCAUUUUGGCGCUGCACGUUGACCUCGAGCUGUUCUGGACCUGGGCGGAGACGCUGAACAGCAAGUUUCACUUGCGCUCGGCGCUCCAAGUUCUGGAGAAGUCGGUCGAACCAGCCCAUCUUACUGGGCUCGCCUCAGCGGACUGUGCAGUCUGCGACCUCCGCGCCCAGCUGGUAGGAAGCGACGCUCAGCUCGGGAAAGCAGAGGGCGACUUCUUCUGCUACGCUGGUGAAGGUAUGACCAUCAACGAGACUGACCUCAUCGCGUCCGCGCCUCUGAGCGCGGCCCCCGGUGUUCAGCUUAUCCCCCCAGCCCUAUCCUCGGGGGACACGCGCUUUCUCAAGGUGCAGAAGGACGGUCGUGCCUUCUGCGACGGCGGCAAAAGUGGACCGCGCGAGCUCCGCGAGGGCACGUGGGAGGGCGACUGGAUCCGCAAUUACCCGGCAGAGAAUCGGGAAAUCGCUUGCAACGAGGGUCACAACUGCCGCUGGUUUUGUCUUUGGUGCAGGCAGCGCCACCUGGAGGAGAGCGGCGUCGAGGUACCGAGGGGGAACGUGGCAGAGAAGUUGGCCGCGUGCCAGAAG
Molecule: messenger RNA, 645 nt
Organism: Prorocentrum cordatum
Lineage: Eukaryota; Dinophyceae; Prorocentrales; Prorocentraceae
Source: the annotation of a GenBank genome assembly